This is a messenger RNA of Cannabis sativa, 719 nucleotides long. Its product is annotated as probable aquaporin PIP1-2. NCBI's taxonomy places the organism in Eukaryota, Viridiplantae, Streptophyta, Magnoliopsida, Rosales, Cannabaceae. The transcript has 3 exons. Gene Ontology annotation, biological process: response to water deprivation; transmembrane transport. Gene Ontology annotation, molecular function: water channel activity. Gene Ontology annotation, cellular component: plasmodesma; plasma membrane; vacuole. Bases 92 to 544 code for a protein of 150 amino acids. The record is from RefSeq and is a predicted model, not a curated record.
UAUACAGGUGGACACAUCAAUCCAGCUGUGACUUUUGGACUCUUCUUGGCAAGAAAGCUCUCCCUCACAAGAGCUGUUUUUUUACAUAAUCAUGCAGUGCCUUGGUGCCAUCUGUGGUGCUGGUGUUGUAAAGGGCUUUGAGAAUGCCUCAACUUUUGAAAGGUUGGGAGGUGGAGCUAAUGUUGUUAACGCUGGCUACACCAAGGGUGAUGGUCUUGGUGCUGAGAUUAUUGGCACCUUUGUCCUUGUCCACACUAUUUUCUCAGCCACUGAUGCCAAGAGAAACGCCAGAGACUCUCAUGUCCCUAUCUUGGCUCCUUUGCCAAUUGGGUUUGCAGUGUUCUUAGUUCACUUGGCAACUAUCCCCAUAACUGGAACUGGAAUCAACCCUGCAAGGAGUCUUGGAGCUGCAAUCAUCUUCAACAAGGACCAUGCUUGGGAUGACCAUUGGAUCUUCUGGGUUGGGCCCUUCAUUGGAGCUGCUCUUGCUGCUGUAUACCACCAGAUAGUCAUCAGAGCCAUUCCUUUCAAGUCCAGGGCUUGAUUUUCAAUCUCUUUCAAGUGUUGAGACACCUACUAGUUUUUUCUUUUCUUCCUGUUUCAUCUUUCUUCUCCUUUCUUUUCUGAGUCCUCUUACUUUUGUGUAUUGUAUUUUGGUGGUAGUGUGUUAAUUUGUGUGUACAUUAUUGAAUAUUUAUGAUGAUUUUUUUUUUUAACUA